Messenger RNA from Alosa sapidissima (American shad), 1295 nucleotides. RefSeq names its product dopamine receptor D1a (gene drd1a). Gene Ontology annotation, biological process: adenylate cyclase-activating adrenergic receptor signaling pathway. Gene Ontology annotation, molecular function: G protein-coupled receptor activity. Gene Ontology annotation, cellular component: membrane. The record is from RefSeq and is a predicted model, not a curated record. The transcript has a single exon. NCBI's taxonomy places the organism in Eukaryota, Metazoa, Chordata, Actinopteri, Clupeiformes, Clupeidae. Bases 41 to 1210 code for a protein of 389 amino acids.
UUCACAAUGAGCUGAUAUCUUGCCUCACAACCAUAAGAAGAUGGAUAUGAAUCUGACGACUGUGGUGGACAGUGGGUAUCUGGAAGCUGACCCUUCCACGCGCGUCCUGACUGGAUGCUUCCUGUCCCUGCUCAUACUGUCCACACUGCUGGGCAACACUUUGGUGUGUGCCGCCGUCACCAAAUUCCGCCACCUCCGCUCCAAGGUCACCAACUUCUUUGUCAUCUCGCUGGCCGUGUCGGAUCUGCUAGUGGCUGUGCUCGUGAUGCCAUGGAAGGCCGUGACGGAGAUCACAGGCUUCUGGCCGUUCGGCGCCUUCUGCGACGUGUGGGUGGCCUUUGACAUCAUGUGCUCCACGGCGUCCAUCUUGAAUCUGUGCGUCAUCAGCGUGGAUCGCUACUGGGCCAUCUCCAGCCCUUUCCGCUACGAGAGGAAGAUGACCCCGCGUGUGGCCUUCAUUAUGAUCAGUGCCGCCUGGACGCUGUCUGUCCUCAUUUCCUUCAUCCCCGUCCAGCUCAACUGGCACAAGGCGGCUCAGCAUCCCCAUCAUCAACUGCAGAGGGACCAGUCCCCUGCAGGCUCCAUGUCCGAGGCGGCGGCAGCGGCCAAUGGCUCCCUCGGGAGGCCUCUGGCAGGGGUGAAUUGUGACUCCAGCCUCAAUCGGACGUACGCCAUCUCCUCAUCGCUGAUCAGCUUCUACAUCCCCGUGGCCAUCAUGAUCGCCACGUACACGCAGAUCUACCGCAUCGCCCAGAAGCAGAUCCGCCGCAUCUCGGCGCUUGAGCGCGCCGCCGAGAGUGCCAAGAACCGCCACAACAGCAUGGGCGGCAACUCCACGGCCGAGUCCGAGAGCUCCCUCAAGCUCUCGUUCAAGCGCGAGACCAAGGUCCUCAAGACCCUCUCCAUCAUCAUGGGGGUGUUUGUGUGCUGCUGGUUGCCCUUCUUCGUCCUGAACUGCAUGGUGCCCUUCUGCCAGCGCGAGGCAGGCAGUGGAGGAGGCGGCGGCAGAGGUGGACGGAUGGACUUUCCCUGCAUCAGCUCGACCACCUUCGACAUCUUUGUGUGGUUCGGCUGGGCCAACUCCUCACUCAACCCCAUCAUCUACGCCUUCAACGCCGACUUCCGCAAGGCCUUCGCUAUCCUCCUGGGCUGCCAGAGGCUCUGCCCUGGCAACGGAGGGGUGGAGACGGCCAGCCUGAACAAGACCUGAAGGGCCAGCUGCUAUCCACGCCGCCUCCACCAUCACCACAACAACAACAACAACAACAACAACAACAACCACCACAACAGAUGGG